This is a messenger RNA of Didymosphaeria variabile, 627 nucleotides long. RefSeq lists its product as uncharacterized. The record is from RefSeq and is a predicted model, not a curated record. NCBI's taxonomy places the organism in Eukaryota, Fungi, Ascomycota, Dothideomycetes, Pleosporales, Didymosphaeriaceae. The transcript has 2 exons. The coding region runs from base 1 to 627 and encodes 208 amino acids. Gene Ontology annotation, molecular function: phosphatidylcholine lysophospholipase A1 activity.
AUGCCUACAUGCUGGCGCGCCUACCUCUGGAAAAAGCUCCAAGACGCUGGCAUGACCAACAUCGACUUCGUCGGCUCCCACGCUACACCUGCAGCAGGCUGCACACUCAACGGUCAGAGCAUCGACUUUGACAAAGACAACGAAGGUCACUCGGGAGCCAAGGUAACCGACUAUGCAAACAACAACUCGUUGCCUCCAUGGCUCUCCGCCGCCAAUCCAGACGUGAUCAUCAUGCAUGUCGGCACCAACGACGCCACAGCCAACAUCUCAACGGCAAAGGUCAUCUCCGCAUACGACAAGCUCCUCGGCCAGAUGCGCGCCGCCAACCCGAAGACCACUUUGAUCGCCAGUAAGCUCAUUCCUAUUGAUCCCAAUCUGUUUGGCCAAUUCGUGGCCGACAAGGUCAAUGACUAUAAUUCUGCGAUGGACGGCUGGGUCAAGAAGACCACUACGGCGCAGAGCCCGGUCGUGCUUGUAGAUUUGAACACCGGGUUUGAUUACAAGACGAUGACGAGGGAAGGCGAGCAUCCCAAUGAGAAAGGAGAUGUGUUCAUGGCGGAGAAGCUAUUCCCGGUGGUGAAGGAUCAGCUGGUGAAGAAGAGCGUGGCGAAGUUGAUGGGGGAGUAA